AUGGAAUGGAUGUACGAAGGACCUUCGUCGACGGUCAAUCGCGAUGAUUACUUGACAGGUCGAAAGAUCGACAAGAACUUUGAGUUAUACGGUUCGAACAUCAAAGAAAAGCCAAGUCCGAUCGACGUGGUUUGCGAAAAGCAAACUAUCGCGCCGAAAUGUCCGGGGACGAUUCUUGACAUUUACACGAUUAAGAACCAAGACCCGCUUGUGUCGAUCAAGGUACAAGAGGAACGGAUCCGUCGAGACAUCUUGGAUAAUCCGAUCAAGCUAAAGCGGCUGAAUAGAAUCGUUAUGAAAACACUCGCUAAGAAGCUGAAACGAAUGCAGAAAGAGUGCGCAGCCAGCUCUGAUGAAGAAGAAGAAGAACAGCCACCUGACAAACACAACAAGAACAAGUCAAGACAUCACGACAACAGAAAAAGAUCCGGCUCAUGUCAUGAAAAGCGGAAAUCGGACGAUCAUUCGCAAUCGACAAGCAAGCGUCGUCGAAGACCCUCAAUAUCGGAACCUCAAUCAGGAAUUUCCACGAAUAAGCCGUCUUCGAGGUCGGAUACAUCAUCGCGUAAUCGACACCGGAGGUCUGAAGCCAGACGCGGAACGAACGAAGAAAAAGAAUCUUCAGUGAUCUCUAGUCACGACAGGAAGAACAACAUAACCAACCAAGCAUCGGAUGGUCACCGACCAGGAAGUAUUCCAAAGCAGUACCGACUUGCCCCCUCUUCUUCUAAUGCCAGUGAGGGACGUUCGUCGUUCGGCGCCAGUGCCACACCGGGUGAAAAGACCAUUGCUUCGAAGAGAAAGAAAUUGAGUGCUGCAGAGAUUGAGCAGCGAAGGAAAGAAAUGUUAGACAAUGCUCGAUGGCGCCAGGAAGAACGCGCAAGGAAUCUCAGCAGGUGCUCAGCCAUGGAGGAAAAACUGGACCUGGCCAAUACAGGACCAACGGCAGCCAGGGCUCCUGGCUUCAUCCAGAAGCUAGUACAGAAAGGCAGCGAGGAUGGAUCGCUCGAAAAACGGAUCAAAAGCAAAGUUCAGACUAUUCAGAGGAGUUCCAACGUGAUGGAGACAAACUUCGCAAAAAAAUAA
Soboliphyme baturini is the source of this 1086-nucleotide messenger RNA. The record is from the annotation of a GenBank genome assembly. NCBI's taxonomy places the organism in Eukaryota, Metazoa, Nematoda, Enoplea, Dioctophymatida, Soboliphymatidae.